This is a messenger RNA of Stomoxys calcitrans (stable fly), 1333 nucleotides long. It is a transcript of the gene 7B2, whose product is annotated as neuroendocrine protein 7B2. NCBI's taxonomy places the organism in Eukaryota, Metazoa, Arthropoda, Insecta, Diptera, Muscidae. The transcript has 2 exons. Gene Ontology annotation, cellular component: secretory granule. Gene Ontology annotation, molecular function: enzyme regulator activity. The record is from RefSeq and is a predicted model, not a curated record. Gene Ontology annotation, biological process: neuropeptide signaling pathway; regulation of hormone secretion. Bases 131 to 898 code for a protein of 255 amino acids.
GGUUACUUUAGUAAAUAACCCCUAAAGUAUGCAAUCUUUUUACCACUGAAUACACACACACUUGUUGGCUGGCUAAAAGAAACAUAAAACCCGGAAAAUCAAUAGCGGCAGUCAAUCGGCAACAGUAGUCAUGGUUAAAAAAAUAAUAAGCCUACUAAUGGUUUUAACAGCUGGCCACUUGGUUUUGGCUUAUGCACCUACCAUUUCAAAGGAGAGUAUUUUUGCAGAUGUCCUUCUUACUGAACUUUUAAAUCGUAUGGAAAAAGACAAUGAUCCACUCAACAAUUAUUUCGACAUAGAUGCAGAUUUGCCAAAAAGUUUGGACCUGGUCUCGCGUUCGUCUGGUCAAAAUGUACCCGAGGAUUAUGAGUAUCGCAAUAUUUUUCCCGGAGGCCCCAAUCCAUCGAUACGUGAUCAGGAAUUCAUGCAGCACAGCUCACUAUGGGGUCACCAAUAUGUCUCUGGUGGCAUGGGGGAAGCACCUAAUCAUUUUCCAGGUUUAAUUAAAACCGACGCAAGUCUUCCUGCUUAUUGCAAUCCCCCAAAUCCUUGUCCUCAAGGCUAUGACCAAAGUGCUGGCUGCAUUUCCGAUUUUGAGAAUACCGCUUUGUUCAGCCGAGAAUAUCAAGCAGCCCAAGAUUGUACUUGCGAUAGUGAACAUAUGUUUGAUUGCGCUGGUCAGGAUUCCAGUGCAGGCAACAGUGAGAUGGCUUCCACAAUGGAGAAAUUUCUAAUGCAUCAAUUUCAAAGUGACAAUACCAUCGACAAUUCGAAUGCACCUGUAAAGAAACACUUUGGCUUUGGUUCUCCCGCUGCCGUAGGCCCUAACCCAUAUUUAGAAGGUGAUAAAUUGCCAAUUGCUGCCAAAAAAGGCAAUCACAACCAUUUCAAGGUCUAAGCAACCACUCAUGGUUUAUAAAUGGAAUAACGUAAAAUCAUCCUAAAGCAACUGAAAUGAGUCAUCGUCAGGUAUAAAUGGUAAAGAGGAUAGAUUUUUCUAAAUGUAUAUAUCAAUACAUAUGUAAAUCACAUGUCUGCAAUGUGUAACAUUUAUUAAGCAUGUAUGUUGUAUCAAUUUCUAUUAGCCUCCCCCCUCCCCUACCACAUGUUAGUCCUCAAGUGGAAUAUUUGGAAUUAUGCUAUUCGUUAUAGUUUGAAUGAGACGGAUUGUAGAACUACCAGCUAGAGUAUUGAAUUUUAACAUUUUAAAAUAUAGUAAACUACUUGAAAUGUUUUAUUAGAUUCGUUGAUCUUUUAUUUAUCAUCUUUAAACUGUUUGCAAAUGUGCUACACAAAUAUAAACAUAUAUAAAUAUAUAUAUAUCAAUAAAAUA